This is a messenger RNA of Cyprinodon variegatus (sheepshead minnow), 2158 nucleotides long. Its product is annotated as estrogen receptor-like. The coding region runs from base 299 to 2158 and encodes 619 amino acids. Gene Ontology annotation, biological process: steroid hormone receptor signaling pathway; regulation of DNA-templated transcription. The record is from RefSeq and is a predicted model, not a curated record. Gene Ontology annotation, molecular function: nuclear estrogen receptor activity; sequence-specific DNA binding; zinc ion binding. The transcript has 10 exons. Gene Ontology annotation, cellular component: nucleus. Lineage: Eukaryota; Metazoa; Chordata; Actinopteri; Cyprinodontiformes; Cyprinodontidae.
UUUUCGUUUAGCCCAGAUUCUUGCAUCUAUAUUAUAAAAAUACCCUUAUAUGGGAUUGAUUGUGCAAUUAUUGGAUGUCAGAAUGAGAUUUGACCUCCAGUUCUGUUUGCUGUGUUAUGGUGACCUGGCUCUUAAACACACUGCAGUUAUUGAUUUGGCUGCAUCUUUAAUUUGUUUAUCCUUUUUUAAACCUUUCCACUGUUCCCUCUGAGUGAGCCCACCUAAAUGCCUGUGAGGCAGGCAGAGAGGAAGAGAGGGGGAAUUAGCCGCUGUUGUGCAGCAUAUGCGGGGAUGAUUCAUGUAUAAGAGGCAGAGCCAGGUGCAGAGCAAGCAGGAGUUCGGACCAGCACUCAGACCCAGGAUAAGCCCAGCCUCCUCAGAGCUGGAGACCCUCUCCCCGCCACGUCUCCCACCCUCACCCCGCGCCUCCCUCAGUGACAUGUACCCUGAAGAGAGCCGGGGCUCCGGAGGGGUAGCUGCUGUGGACUUCCUGGAAGGGACGUACGACUAUGCCACCCCCACCCCUGCCCCAACGCCUCUUUACAGCCACUCAAGCACUGGCUACUACUCUGCUCCUCUGGACGCCCAGGGACCACCGUCUGAUGGCAGCCUUCAUUCUCUGGGGAGUGGGCCGACCAGUCCUCUUGUGUUUGUGCCCACCAGCCCGAGGCUCAGCCCUUUUAUGCAUGCUCCGAACCACCACUAUCUGGAAACAGCCUCAACACCAGUUUACAGAUCCAGUCACCAGCCAGCCUCCAGAGAGGACCAGUGUGACACCCGUGACGAUGCAUGCAGUGUGGGGGAGCUCAGAGCAGGAGCCGGAGGGUUUGAGAUGGCCAAGGAGACACGAUUCUGCGCUGUUUGUAGCGACUAUGCCUCCGGGUACCACUAUGGGGUGUGGUCUUGUGAGGGUUGCAAGGCCUUCUUCAAGAGAAGCAUUCAGGGUCACAAUGACUAUAUGUGCCCGGCGACCAAUCAGUGUACUAUUGACAGGAAUAGGAGGAAGAGCUGCCAGGCUUGCCGUCUUAGGAAGUGCUACGAAGUUGGCAUGAUGAAAGGGGGUGUUCGUAAAGACCGCGGUCGUGUUCUUAGGCGUGACAAAAGACGGCCGGGCAUCAGUGACAGAGAAAAGACUGUUAAAGGCCCGGAGAACAGAGCUGCGCCCCAUCAUGAUAAGAGGAGACGCAGCAGUGCCCUUGGAGGAGGAAGAUCUUCAGUUUCCAGCCUGCCAUCUGAACAGGUUCUGCUCCUGCUUCAGGGUGCUGAGCCUCCAAUGCUGUGCUCCCGUCAAAAACUGAGCCGACCCUAUACUGAGGCCACCAUGAUGACCCUGCUCACCAGCAUGGCUGACAAGGAGCUGGUCCACAUGAUCGCCUGGGCGAAGAAGCUUCCAGGUUUUCUGCAACUCUCCCUCCACGAUCAGGUCCUUCUGCUGGAGAGCUCAUGGCUGGAGGUGCUGAUGAUCGGACUGAUCUGGAGGUCAAUCCACUGCCCUGGAAAACUCAUCUUUGCACAGGACCUAAUACUGGACAGGAAUGAGGGAGACUGUGUUGAGGGAAUGACUGAGAUCUUUGACAUGCUGCUGGCCACCGCUUCCCGCUUCCGAAUGCUCAAACUGAAACCUGAGGAAUUUGUUUGCCUUAAAGCUAUUAUACUGCUCAACUCUGGUGCCUUUUCUUUCUGCACCGGCACAAUGGAGCCCCUUCACGACAGCGCGGCCGUUCAGAACAUGCUGGACACCAUCACAGAUGCGCUCAUACAUCACAUCAGCCAAUCAGGAUAUUCGGUUCAGCAGCAGGCGAGACGACAGGCUCAGCUGCUGCUGCUGCUUUCCCACAUCAGGCACAUGAGCAACAAAGGCAUGGAGCACCUCUACAGUAUGAAAUGCAAGAACAAAGUGCCUUUGUAUGAUCUGCUGCUGGAGAUGCUUGAUGCUCAUCGCCACCACCCAGUCAAACCGCCUGAGUCUUCAUCUCCGGAUGACGACAGAAACCCUCCCUCCACCAGCAGCUCUAGUGGUGUUUGUGGGAGCAGCUCCUCAUCAGCAGGUUGUAGUUCAGGACCUCGAGGUAGCAGCGAGAACCUGAUCAGAAUUCCCUCGGCUCCAGGGGUCCUGCAGUACGGAGGGUCUCGCUCUGACUGCACCCAGGUCCUGUGA